This is a messenger RNA of Nothobranchius furzeri (turquoise killifish), 1482 nucleotides long. RefSeq names its product family with sequence similarity 168 member B (gene fam168b). The record is from RefSeq and is a predicted model, not a curated record. NCBI's taxonomy places the organism in Eukaryota, Metazoa, Chordata, Actinopteri, Cyprinodontiformes, Nothobranchiidae.
CGAGCGGCCUGUUGACAAGCCUGUCCCAUCAUAUGUGGGCCGUCCAGGGACGACGGUUCGGUGACUCUGCGCGGCCACACUGGUUGAUGUUCCGGUUAGACUGAAUAUCUGAGCCGAUGUUCGGACACCGGACAGGCUCGACCCGCCGAGCUUCUGCUGCGGCUCCGAAUCCUCGAGAGCUAUAGCUAGCUAGUGGUGAAGCUUCGCAGCUGUGAGCAGACGGCCACGAUGAAUCCUGUAUACAGCCCUGCACCAACAGGGGUCCCCUUUACCAACACGAAGGGUUUAGGCUAUCCAGCUGGAUUCCCUGUUGGCUAUGCAGCUGCUGCCCCAUCAUACAGUCCAGGUGUCUAUGCAGGAGCUAACCCUGCCUUUCCCAGCGGCUACGCUCCUGGAACUCCUUUUAAAAUGUCCUGCUCUCCCAACACUGGGACUGUGCCACCAUACUCUUCCUCACCAAGCCCCUAUCCUGCUGCUGUCUACCCUGUCAGGAGCACCUACCCCCAACAGAGCCCUUAUGCACAGGCGUUAAUACCUUCCCAACAACAAGGCACCUAUUACACGCAGCCGCUGUACGCUGCACCACCUCAUGUCAUCCACCACACGACGGUGGUCCAGCCCAAUGGAAUGCCUGCAGCCAUGUACGCCCCGUCCAUCGCUCCUGGCCGCGCCAACGGCGUCGCCAUGGGGAUGGUCGCCGGCACAACCAUGGCUAUGUCCGCUGGAACUUUGUUGACAAGUCCCUCACCGGCACCUGUGGCCCCGCAUCAAGUCACGAUGCCCACAUAUCGGGCCCCCGGCACCCCCAGCUACAGCUACGUGCCCCCACAGUGGUGAAGACACUAAGUGUCUGAAGGUAGAUAUGCAUUUACACUCUGCUCCAGUGUUCUUGGUGACGACCUGCCCAGGCAGCGUAUGCUACCAGUUUAGUCUUCUUCCAGCAUAAUGUGAAUCUAAAACUCAACUACAUAGAAUGUGGCCCAUUUGGACAGGGAGAGGGUGAAGAAUCAGCCCAUCCCCAUAACCUCCUUUAACGACGUACGGCUGCAUUCGGCGCCAUCUUCACCCCUCCUCUUCCUCCUCCUCCUCCCUGCCAGCAUCAGCACCUCUACAGCCUGCUGCGUAUCUCACAUCCCAGCUGCAAAGCCUCCAGGCACACCUUCUGUGGACUGUCAUGCAGGUUUUAUAGCUUAAACUCUGAAAUGUAAAGGGAGUUUUGUUUUAGUUUUAUAGUUUUGAAAUGUCAUUUGUUAUGUUAUUCUGGGGAAAUAUGUAAAUGAUGAUGACUGCAUGUGUGUUUAUGUAAACACACACACUCGCACUAACGCUAGCUUGAUCUACCUGCUGUGACAGAUGCAAAGUCAACAAAAGGCGCACGUCCAAAGGAACAAAAGAGUAAUAAUCUAUAAUGCUGAAUCAUCAGUGACCAUGACAUCAAUGUGAAAGAAGAAAAGUUUGUUCAUGCAAAAAUAAACCUGCAUG